Camellia sinensis is the source of this 996-nucleotide messenger RNA. The record is from RefSeq and is a predicted model, not a curated record. Lineage: Eukaryota; Viridiplantae; Streptophyta; Magnoliopsida; Ericales; Theaceae.
AUGGAUGCUAAAUCAUUGUUCAAGUUCUUCACAAAAUUUGGCAUAGUCAAGGAUGUAUUCAUUCCUUCCAAAAGACGAGUAGUGUCACAUUCUAGGUUCGGAUUUGUGAGGUUCGAUUGUAAUGUAGCAGCUGAUAUAGCCAUUCAAAAAGCCAACAGUCUUCUGGUGGAUGACAAAGUUCUAGAAGUCAAAGCUGCAACUCUUGAUAGAAGAAAGAGGGAGGAGAAUAACAGGCGGAAUCCAGAACUUAUGAAACCACAGUUCAUCCGGAGAACUAUUGAAGCAAAUAGAUCCAGAGGACAUAAUCCAUUUGCUUGCCAGAGAUCCUUUGCUGAUGUUGUGCAAGGGGUGAAUUCGAACACCUCCAUCAAAGUCACUGAAGAGGGUAACGGUUGGCUCUAUGAGAGUGCCAUUAUCCGCCUGAAUACAGAACACUCCAUACACAGUGUUCGUGAAGCAUUGAAGGAGAAAGGUCUGGAGCAUAUUUUGGUUAGGCAUGGGGGUGGAAGAGAUGUAAUAUUAACUUUUAACACUCAGGAGGAGUUGGCAUCAAACAUCGACAAUCUCAAAGCUUGGUUUAAGGAUCUGAGUCAGUUUGUGGCAGCGCUCAAAUCUGGAAAUCAUUUUGUCCAAGAACGAUGUGUAUGGCUCAAAUGCUGUGGGAUACCCUUACAUGUUUGGAAUAACAGUACUCUCACCAAGAUUGGUCGUUUAUGGGGCUCGGUACUCAGCAUUGAGGGAGACUUGUGUGAGCCAAAAUCAUUCUCCCACGCCAGGAUUAGGAUAGCCACUACAAAUAUGGAGUUUAUUGCUAAAUCUUUAACUUUGGACUGCAAUGGUGAAGAUCAUAAGAUCUUUGUGUGCGAAGACUUCCAACCAGAUCUCAGUAACCUGUACCAUAAUGGCAUGUACGAGGCCAAUUCUCUUGCAACCUGUUGCAGUGUUGAGGAAGACAAUAUUCCAGUGAUAGAUGGUAAAGCGAAGGGAAGAAGAUGA